Messenger RNA from Hibiscus syriacus, 745 nucleotides. RefSeq lists its product as uncharacterized. Bases 81 to 641 code for a protein of 186 amino acids. The transcript has a single exon. The record is from RefSeq and is a predicted model, not a curated record. Lineage: Eukaryota; Viridiplantae; Streptophyta; Magnoliopsida; Malvales; Malvaceae.
ACCCCUGUGAUCCCUCCCAGCGCCAGUCAUUUCUCAAACCUCACUGCCUUAGCCCUUCCCACCCUCUCCUCUGGCCAUCAAUGGCGGACUACGAGCCACCACACCACCCAACAAUCCCCAAAGAAACUGCUCUCCAGGCCUUAAACACCAUAAUCCAACUCCACUUCGAGAAGACCCUUGAAAAAAAACGAGCGAUCGACCUCCAAAAGAAAGAGCUCCACAAGCUUUUCCAGCUCUUCUUCCUCUUCUUAGCCCUCGUCUUCAUGGCUCAAGCUCAGUCCACUCGUCUCCAAUGCCGCCAUUGCUGGGCACCCAUCACUCUGCUUUCACUCUCCCAUCUUAUCUUCUAUGUUUCGGUGGCUCAGACGCUGAGGUGUAUCAAUGGGUUCAAGUACCAGAGACGGUGCCACAAGCUGACGCUUGGGUUGGCUACUGAUAAGCUGAGGGAAAUGAAGAUUAGGAUCAACAAUGGAGAGUUCGUUGAUGGGUUCGGGGAAGAAGGUGAGUUCGAGAUUCAUUACCAGGAACCACCCGAAACUUACUUUGCAAAGUUCAAGAGAAACUGGGCAUUGCAUUUUGGUUUCCUCAUCUUGAUCUAUGCUUUCAUGGUUUCUUCUUCGGUCGUGUUGCUUUGUUUCUAGGUGAAUCAUUUUUUAUUUUUCUAGUGUUGUUUAAUAGGAAGAAUUGAUUAAUUUAUGUGUAUAUCUUGUGCUUCUCGAGGCUCGUUAUUAAUUUAAAAAAAGGA